Molecule: messenger RNA, 1317 nt
Organism: Gigantopelta aegis
Lineage: Eukaryota; Metazoa; Mollusca; Gastropoda; Neomphalida; Peltospiridae
Product: glutathione S-transferase 1-like
Exons: 4
Coding region: 36-698 (220 amino acids)
Source: RefSeq, a predicted model, not a curated record
CGAGGGAUUUUUUGGGGUCACCGAUAGUUGUCGCAAUGGCGGAAGAGGGUGUGAAGAAAGUGAAGCUGAGCAAAAUGAAACUUUAUUACCAUCCUUACUACCGCUCCACGAGAUGCGUCUGGUUGAUUAAAGAGCUAGGUGUGGAUGAUGAGUUUGAGUUGAUCAAGAUCGACACGAUGAAACGUGAGAGCGCCGAACGCAAGGAGUACCAGAAGAACGUGCACCCCCACGGGACCGUCCCCGCCCUGGUGAUUGAGGGGGAGACUACCCUGCUCGAGUCCGGAGCUAUCUGCCUCUACCUGGCGGACAAAUACGGGCGUCUGGCCCCGGAUCUAAAAGACCGGAAAGACUAUUACGACUGGAUCUUGCACUCCUGUGCCACUAUGGACGAAAUGAUGGAGGUGUUUUACAACCAGUGGAUUAUUACACCCGAGAAACCGGACGAGGAACUCGUGCAAAAAACUAUUAAGAAAUUCCUCCAGUGUAUGGAUGCACUCAACAAAACUCUCAAAGGACGGAAGUUUGUUUGUGGUGACAGUCUGACGGCGGCGGAUUGCGUUCUGGGUUACUCCAUCUGGGGUGCGGCCACCAUGAAGGACGGACUACUCGUCAAAGACUACCCGGAAGUGCAGCAAUACUACGACCGGUUGAAAUCUAGGAAGGCGUUCCAGGAAGCUAUUGCCGAGACACCCAAGUAGAAAAUCUCACAAACCAAGGACAGAUACAGGGUUUUGUUUUUUGGGGGGAAGGGGGUGCAACCUUUCAGAAAGUGUGCCUACAGAAUUCAAAAGUAUAUUAACAAGCAUUAUAAUAUGGCUCUUUUCCCUGAUGUACUGUGCAGAACCGGUUUAGGGAUCCGCGGGGCCUGUAACACAAAUAACAGCAGGAUCCCUCUUCCCAGGAUAUAUAUUUUGCAACCCCCUUGGGGAGAGGGGAAAAAUUACCUUGGAAAAAUAAAUGUAUACAUCACCGCGGGCCCCCUGAAGCGCGCGUACCGUAGCACGUGCUACAUGUGCUACUAGAAUAAACCGGCUCUAGUAGUACCAUGCAAAAAGGGAAUCCACAGUAGAGACUAUUCAAAAUACUUUAACAAGUUUUAUAAUAUGGCAAUUUUCCCGUGAAACGCCAAGCGUACCAAAACACAUUACCAGUCCACCACUAACAAAACAUUUAUUGUAUUCCUCCGAUAACUAUUUUCCAGGGCACAUCAUUAUUCCCAUCACCUUCCUCUGGAUCCGCGCCUGGAGUCUGUUUAUGUUAACCUCACUGCCAACAUUGAACUCAUUUUGUUUCAUUAAUAAAAUAUUUUUGAUAAAA